Nothoprocta perdicaria is the source of this 1231-nucleotide messenger RNA. It is a transcript of the gene MIS18A, whose product is annotated as MIS18 kinetochore protein A. The transcript has 5 exons. Gene Ontology annotation, cellular component: chromatin; chromosome, centromeric region; nucleus. Gene Ontology annotation, biological process: chromosome segregation; CENP-A containing chromatin assembly. The record is from RefSeq and is a predicted model, not a curated record. The coding region runs from base 1 to 612 and encodes 203 amino acids. NCBI's taxonomy places the organism in Eukaryota, Metazoa, Chordata, Aves, Tinamiformes, Tinamidae.
AUGGCGGGCGCGCUGUUCGCGCCGCUCGGCGCCGCGGCCGGGCCCGACUCGUCGCUGUCGCUGCUGGAGGCGGAGGGCGCGCAGGAGGCGGCGGCAGCAGCAGCCCGCGGCGGCGGCGGCUCGGGCCCCGAGGCGGACGAGGAGCUGCUGCCCAUGGUGUUCCUGUGCGCCGGCUGCAAGCGGCCCGUGGGCGACACGCUCAGCUGGGCGGCCAACGACGAGGAGGGCGGCUGCAUCCUGCUGCGCAGUGCCUCCGCCAGCGUCGCCGUGGACACGGAGCAGAAGGUCUCCAAGCGGCCCGGCGAGUGCGGAUGCAUGGUUGAGACGCUGACGUGUGCUGGCUGCUCCAUGGUGCUGGGCAGCAUCUACAGGUGCACGCCGAAGCAUCUCGACUACAAGAGGGAUAUGUUCUGCUUCAGUAUUGAAUCRAUAGAAAGUUACAUUCUAGGAUCCUCAGAAAAACAAGCCCUUACUGAUGAGGAGCCCAUAACGCUCGAGAGUCGAGCUGUCUUGGAAGAGGCCCUGGAAAGGGCAGACACCAUAUUAAAGGCACUGGAGGCAAGAUUGACUGUUGUUGAAUCAAGUUUUGCUUCUCUGCAUAAUAAUGUCUGAAAAACUUCUGUAGGUGAAUUCAGCUGUUGGGAAUGAUGUAUGUGAAUAUUGCACUUGUAAUCCUCUGCAGUCUACAGGGACCUUGAGAAAGCCCUGCGGAGAGCUGAGAUUCACCUAGUUCAUGCUGCAAUAGGGCAAUGCUGGCUGGAAGUCUUUGACACAGACAAAUUCUUUUCCUCGGAUAAAAGAUUCCUCCAGAAAGAAAAAGUUUGUCCUUUUUUUUUUUUUUUUGCUUUUUUUUACUACUUCAUGUGGACUCYUUGUUGAUAUACAAAUAUUCAAAUUUUCAUAUGUGAAAGUAAAAACUCUGCCAUGACUUCCUCACAAUCUUCUCCGGCAAUCUUUUCUUCAGACAUUGCUUCACUUGUGCCUCUAGACAGGAGCAAGAUAGUAAUUGCUUCCUGCCCGCUCAAAGCUAAAAUCAUAGUGGUUGUAAAAGAAGUGUCCUCCUCUUGAAGCUCUGUUAUAUAAAUAAGAUUGCUGGCUGCACACCUUUAAGCAGAGCUUAGUGUACGUUUAAACUAUCUCCAAACAUAAGCCAAGAAGGCCUGUUAGGGCAUUUUGUUUUGAUGGAGAUACCUCAGUUAAAUAACUUGGAUAUUCUAAUCUGUAUUUGUUU